This is a messenger RNA of Sus scrofa (pig), 3899 nucleotides long. Lineage: Eukaryota; Metazoa; Chordata; Mammalia; Artiodactyla; Suidae. The record is from RefSeq and is a predicted model, not a curated record.
UUAACCCACCGAGCGAGGCCAGGGAUCGAGCCAGCAAACUCAUGGUUCCUAGUCGGAUUUAUUUCCGCUGCGUCAGGACGGGAACUCCAAGCCUCAGAGGGGACCUGCCACACCCCUUGAGGCACUGUGAGUCAAAUUUUCAUGUAGGUACAGCAUUCUGAUUAUGAAUUAAUUGGACUGAAGUUGAAAGAGUUUAUAAAUAGAUUUUCUCAAAUCUUUUCUUCUGAAAACCUAAUCUUCACAUAGUAUUUACAUUAAAAAAUUUGGCUAUGAGGAGUUCGUGCUGUGGCAUAGCCGGUUGUGUUAAGAACCCAGCUAGUAUCCAUGAGAUGCAGGUUCCAUCCCUGGCCUUGCUCAGUGGGUUAAGGAUCCUGCCUUGCAGCAAGCUGUGGUGUAAAUUGCAGAUGUGUCUCCCAUCCACUGUGGCACUAGCUGUGACUGUGGCUGUGGCCCUAGGCUGGAAACUUCCAUAUGCCACAGGUGUGGCUGUAAAAAGAAAAAUAAAUACAUAAAAUAAAAAUUUGGCUAUGGAUUAGAUUUAUAAAAUUCUCAGAUAUGUGUACUUGAUAUUGAUUCAACAUUCAUAUGAUUUUUAUUGAAAUAUGACAGUGUUUUACCUUAAUAAGAAAAAAACAGGUGGAGAUGAAAAUAGGAAUAAAGAUCCAUUGAACACAAUUUGGAAUAAUGACUUUUGGAAGUCAAAGUUAUAAGUUCAGUUCUUAUGUGUUAUAUUACAAGCAACAAAGGGAAAUGUCCCAAAUAUUAUUCUAAUAUUUAAAGUAUCUGAAAAUGAUGUUAUUGUUCAUACAACAUUGAGGGAAUUUUAAGUGUAUGUCAGAAAAAUUUCUAAAACUUUGAUAUAUAAGUACCUGGUAUGAUAUAUAAUUUUUAAAAACAAACAUCCAAACUAUCCUAGGAUAAGGUGAACUUUAGUGGUCAAAGCACCUUACUUUAAAACUCCAGAGUUUAGUUACAAAUAUUUAAUAAUAGAAAUAUAUGAGCUGAUAACUCAUUUAAAAUAAAAAGAUGUGAGGUUACUACAUGUAUCUUGAUUUCCCCAAAUCUAAUUGUAAUAUCUUUAUGGUUAAAGAAAAAGUUAAAGAAAAACACUACUGUAUCAUGUACUCUCAGUGAGAUUUGGAAUGUCCGUCUUAAAGGACAUAAAAUUGAAAAUGCAUUAAGUAAAUUGCAAAUGAAUGUAGGGACGUCAGUGACUGGACCUAAAAUCUACAUCAUCCAGCCACAUGAUGUCGCUGUAUACCACAAAGUCUUGUCAAUGUUUGCAAUGUACUGAUUAUCAAAAACUAAAGGAGGAAGCUCCAUUUUGUCACCGCCCCAGAGAAGACGAAAACGGUAAGGAGAUAAAUUAUUGAAAAUAUGAAGUAAAAAAAAAAAAAAAGCUAAGAUUUUAAGUAAAGUGAGAGAGAUAGGAAAGGUGUCGUGCAUUUGCGAUGCUGUUUUCCGGGAGAGGUGGCCAGGGAGCCCGGCGCCUGCUGCUCCCGCUUCUGUUUCUCGCAGCCUGGGAGGCCGGAAGCAGCCAGAUCCACUACUCGGUCCCCGAAGAGGCCAAACACGGCACCUUCGUGGGCCGCAUCGCUCAGGACCUGGGGCUGGAGCUGGCGGAGCUGGUGCCGCGCCUGUUCCGGAUGGCGUCCAAAGGCGGCGGGGACCUUCUGGAGGUAAACCUGCAGAAUGGCAUUUUGUUUGUGAAUUCUCGGAUCGACCGGGAGGAGCUGUGUGGUCAGAGCGCAGAAUGUUAUAUCUACCUGGAGGUGAUCGUGGAGCGGCCGCUGCAGGUGUUCCACGUGGAGGUGGAGGUGAAGGACAUUAACGAUAACCCACCGGUUUUUAGAGCCAAAGAACAAAGAUUCUUUAUUCCUGAAUCUAGACUGCUGGAUUCGCAUUUCCCGAUAGAGGGCGCUGCUGAUGCAGACAUUGGGAUCAAUGCUUUUCUAACAUACACCCUCAGCCCCAGUGAUUAUUUCGCUUUAGAUGUACAGGCAAAUGACGAAUUGAGUAAGUCACUUUCUCUUGAAUUGAAGAAGUUUUUGGAUAGAGAAGAAACACCCGAAUUUCGUUUAUUAUUGACAGCCACUGACGGGGGCAAACCAGAGCUGGAAGGUACAGUUCAGCUGCUGAUCACAGUGCUCGACGUUAAUGAUAACGCCCCAUUGUUUGCCCAGGCCGUGUACAGAGUACACUUACUAGAGACUACAGCAAAUGGAACAUUAGUGACCGCAUUAAAUGCCUCUGACGCUGACGAAGGUGUAAAUGGCGAAAUUAUCUUUUCCUUUGUCAGCGAUGUUCCUCUUAACAUUAAGAAAACCUUCAAAAUAGAUUCCACCUCAGGGGAAAUUAAGUUAAUUGGUAGACUGGAUUAUGGAAACAAAUCCUACGAAAUUCAAGUAAAAGCUGUUGACAAAGGAAGUCCUCCAAUGUCAAAUCACUGCAAGGUUUUAGUGAAAGUGCUGGAUGUAAAUGAUAAUGCUCCAGAAAUGGCUGUCACAUCCCUGUCUUUGCCGGUGAGAGAGGACUCUCCACCCAACACGGUCAUAGCUUUCAUCUCCUUGUCCGACCGAGACUCCGGCGUUAAUGGGCAGAUGACUUGUACCCUGACGCCUCAUGUCCCCUUCAAGCUGGUGUCCACUUUCAAGAAUUACUAUUCCCUGGUGCUGGACGGCACCUUGGACCGCGAGAGCGUGGCGAGCUAUGAGCUGGUGGUGACCGCGCGGGACGGCGGCUCGCCUUCGCUGUGGGCCACGGCGAGCGUGUCGGUGGAGGUGGGCGACGUGAACGACAACGCGCCGGUGUUCGCGCAGCCCGAGUACACGGUGUUCGUGAAGGAGAACAACGCGCCCGGCUGCCACAUCUUCACGGUGUCGGCGCGCGACGCGGACGCGCAGGAGAACGCGCGGGUGGCCUACUCGCUGGUGGAGCGGCGGGUGGGCGAGCGCGCGCUGUCGAGCUACGUGUCGGUGCACGCGGAGAGCGGCCAGGUGUUCGCGCUGCAGCCGCUGGACCGCGAGGAGCUGGAGCUGCUGCAGUUCCGGGUGAGCGCGCGCGACGCGGGCGCGCCGCCGCUGGGCAGCAACGUGACGCUGCAGGUGUUCGUGCUGGACGAGAACGACAACGCGCCCGCGCUGCUGCCGCCGCCGCCGCCGUCGCCCUGGCCGCCGCACGGGUGGGCCGGGGGCGCGGGCGGCGGGGCGGGCGUGGUGGUGGCGAAGGUGCGCGCGGUGGACGCGGACUCGGGCUACAACGCGUGGCUGUCGUACGAGCUGCAGGAGGAGGCGGCGGCGCCGGGGGGCGCGCGGAGCGCGUUCCGCGUGGGGCUGUACACGGGCGAGAUCAGCACGACGCGCGCCCUGGACGAGGCGGACGCGGCGCGCCAGCGCCUGCUGGUGCUGGUGAAGGACCACGGCGAGCCGGCGCUGACGGCCACGGCCACCGUGCUGCUGUGGCUGGAGGACGGCGGCGCGGCGCCCAAGGCGUCUUCGCGGCUGGUGGUGGGCCCCGCGGCGGCGGCGGCGGAGGCGGCGCUGGUGGACGUGCACGUGUACCUGGUGGUGGCGAUCUGCGCGGUGUCGAGCCUGCUGGUGCUGACGCUGCUGGUGUACACGGCGCUGCGGUGCUCGGCGCCGCGCGGCGAGGGCGCGUGCGUGCCCGGGCCGGCCCGGCUGGUGUGCUCGAGCGCGGUGGGCAGCUGGGCUUCGUCUCCGCGGCGGCGGCGGCAGCGGGUGUGCUCUGGGGAGGGGCCGCCCAAGGCCGACCUCAUGGCCUUCAGCCCCAGCCUUUCUCCAGGUGUGAACACGUCGGAAGGAAAUGAACAUCCAGAAACAAAUUCGGAUCUUUGUGGUAAGUUUGCUGAUGCCAACGACUUUGAGUUCUCCUACUUCUAG